UCCAUUGUUGUCUCUAUCUGGUAAUUUGCAAAUUUUCUGUGACAGGUAGCCAGCGCAACGAAAAAUGAACUAUAAAUUGGCAAAAAUACGACAGUGAGAAACUUUACGGUUGGAUUCAUGACUUUAUGUUGAAUUCUACACAAAAGUACAUUGGAUGCAUACAGGAGCAGAAAGUGGUCGACUGUCGUUGAAAGCCAUGAAAACAUUGGAACAAAUCAAACACGAAUUUCCACUCCACUGGCUGGUAUGGAGCAACAGCGUUGACGAGUUAGAGCGGGCGUUAAAAACGGAAACGGUUGACAAGGAGAAAAUCGAUACUCGGGGACGAACCCCACUGAUGUUAGCAGUAAAAUUAUCACACUUGCAAUGUGCAAAGUGCCUUUUAGCGGCGAAAUGUAAUGCCACUUAUGAACACGAGGGAUGGUCAAUUGUACAGGAAGCUGUUUGCUCCGGCGAUGAGGAUAUACUGACUGCCAUCAUUGAAGUACGAGACUUGCAACGUCAUAUGCAACGUGUAACGCAUGUUCCCAAAUUAUUACAACAUCUUUUGGAUGCGCCUGACUUUUACAUUGAAAUGAAAUGGGAAUUCACUUCUUGGGUUCCCCUAAUGUCUCGCCUUUGUCCCAGCGACACCUAUAAAGUUUAUAAACGUGGUGCGAACGUCCGAAUCGAUACCACUCUACUAGGUUUUGAUAACAAUACCUGGCAAAGAGGGAAUCGUUCAUACAUCUUUAAAGGCGCGAAGGACUCUGCUACCAUGAUUGAGAUCGACCACGAUACUCAUGAAGUAAUGGAGGAGCAAAUGAAUAACGAAAUAGGAGAUAUUGUGGCAAUACCGCCCCCAAUGGGAGCUGUCCGUGCUCGUCUUAAUGCACCUGUUAUUACCAAUAACAUUGAAAUGGAAAAGAUUAGUUUUGAGCGAAACAAAUCGGGAAUAUGGGGUUGGCGUAGCGAAAAGUCUGAGUUGGUCAAUGGAUACAAUUGUAAAGUUUAUGGUGCCAGUAAUGUUGAGUUUAUAACGCGCACCCGCAUGGACCAUUUAAAUGACGAUCAAAUUAAGAGUAAAUGCGGGCGUACUCCACUGCAUAGUUUUUUAGGAAUAGCUGAUGAUGAAUUUUCCAGUACUCGUCCUAAUGAGGGACUAAAUACCAAAGAUCGGACGCCUUCUCCAUCCCCUGUGACCCCAUUACUUGAUCAAAGCUUUGAAAAUAGCACGGGCGAAGAGAAUGCCAGUUGCAGUUCAGGCACUAUUUCACCUAAGCAUGUUAUUACACCAGAAGAGUAUUUUUCCCCCGAUGUCGAUUUAAAUGGGCGUGACAUUGGACGACCAAAGAAAGUCACAACAAAGAUUCAGAGAUUUAAGGCUAAUUUAUGGCUCUCCGAGGAGUAUCCUAUGCGGCUGCAAGAACAAGUUCUUCCUAUACUAGAUUUAAUGUCAACCAUGGCUAGUCCACAUGUGUCCAAAUUGAAAGACUUUAUCACUAUGCAACUGCCAUCCGGGUUUCCAGUGAAAGUUGAAAUCCCACUCUUCCAUGUCUUAAAUGCAUGCAUUACAUUCGGAAAUGUAUUUGGAAUGACAAACCCAAUAGAACAUGUAACCACAAUUAAUGAAGAUGAUCGCAUAACUUGCAUUGUAGAUGACCGUUGUUUCGAUAUACCAAAUCAUUACGCCAAUAGAGACGCAGACUCGCGUCGUCAAUUACCUUUGGAUGAAGACGAUAUGCUGCAAUAUGCAAUUGAACAAAGUUUAGUAGAAACGACGGCUGGUGCUGCUUCUGUCCCUUUAGUUGCUGAGGAUACCGACAAAGUAGAUAUAUGGGAGGCUUUACGUGGUCAGGGGGCAGACGGAAUUCCAUAUGAAGACGAACAGUUGCAGAGGGUAUUGCAGGAGUCAUUGUGCGGCCCAGCACAAACCACUGCAUCCCCACUCACCGAUGAAGACGACGACGACGAUGGCGGUUUCCGUUAUAUGGACCCGGAUCUGGCAAUGGCCAUGCGGCUUAGUCAACAGGAUCAAGAGCAGUAUGAAUUGGAGUUACAGCGUGAACAAGAAAUGAUUGAGCAGGCGCUAAAACUGAGUCUUCAGGAAAACUAAAUCAUUUAUAUGUGAGGAACAAGUGUGUGCAUAUGAUGCAUCCUUAAUAUAAUUUUCAUUCGAAAUAUUUUCGAAUUUAUAUAAAUAUCAAUCACUAACCACUACAUCCAAUAUAAAUUAAGAAAGAGGAAUUUAAUACAAUAUUUUUAAGCAGGUUUAAAAUUCAUGACUUUGUCCGUUAAACGUGACAAAGCUUUAAGAAAUUUUGCUUUCUAUAAUUCUGAGUUGUUUCGAACAAUCGUGUAUUGUAUCUAGUGCAUAAAUACCAUACACAAAUUUUCAUUGCAUGUUCUUGAAUUAUUAUUAAAGAUAACAUACGAUAAGCUGAAAUGGUUUGUUUUUUUGAGCAUUUGUACGAUUUAUUUCUAUGUACAUAUGAAUGUACCUUCUGCUCAAUUAGGACCAGACGUUAUCAAUAAAACGGUCCGCGGAUGACAUAUGGCAAAAAUAAUUUUUUUGUUUUUUGGUAGGACUGUUAUAAGCUUACAUGGUCAAUUUCAGCGUGAUAUGUAACAUAGUUUGUUUUCUGUGCUACUGUAAACAAGUCAAGCUCGAGUGUGUUCUUCGAAUUUAACGAUGGAAAUUCAAGUUGAACAAAGAAUUUGUUUGAAAUUUUGUUAUUCCAGUGGUACAAAUCGUUCAAAGAGGGCCGUACAUCGGAAAAGUAAAGGAAAUUGUGCUUGAAAAUCGCACAAAUCGCAAAAUCGGUUAACGCUGAAUAUUAUUUAGACGUUUUAAAGCGUUUGCGCGAGAACAUUCGUCUUAAAAGGAAGGAAUUGUGGGAGAACAAGUCAUUGUACUUGCAUCACGAUAAUGCACCAGCUCACACAUCA
This is a messenger RNA of Anastrepha ludens (Mexican fruit fly), 2928 nucleotides long. RefSeq names its product ankyrin repeat domain-containing protein 13D. Gene Ontology annotation, cellular component: cytoplasm. The record is from RefSeq and is a predicted model, not a curated record. NCBI's taxonomy places the organism in Eukaryota, Metazoa, Arthropoda, Insecta, Diptera, Tephritidae. The transcript has 10 exons. Gene Ontology annotation, molecular function: protein binding. Bases 155 to 2095 code for a protein of 646 amino acids.